Messenger RNA from Pimephales promelas (fathead minnow), 3119 nucleotides. It is a transcript of the gene ccn5, whose product is annotated as cellular communication network factor 5. Gene Ontology annotation, cellular component: extracellular matrix; extracellular region. NCBI's taxonomy places the organism in Eukaryota, Metazoa, Chordata, Actinopteri, Cypriniformes, Leuciscidae. Gene Ontology annotation, molecular function: heparin binding; integrin binding. Gene Ontology annotation, biological process: positive regulation of cell differentiation; signal transduction; cell adhesion. The record is from RefSeq and is a predicted model, not a curated record.
AGCAGACGAGCAGAGGGAGAAAAUAAUUCCUGGUUGUGGAAAUGGGCAACGGAGAUGUGGAAUUUGAAACAUUUCUGAUCCAGGUCCAGCCACUGUUUACCCUGCACUCAGGCUAUGACAUCAGAGCGAGGACUUUAUAAAAGUGGAUGUCCACAGAGCCAGGCAGUGAGCAAACAGUAACACAAGCAGAAAAUCUUAUUGUGGUGAGCAUGAUGGACAAGGUACAGAGAGACAGAAUAAUCCUGAUGGCAUGGGCACUGCUGUUUUACCUGGAUUCACAGGUGUGCUGUCAGCAAUGUGGUGGACCUUGUCAGUGCCAAGGCUCUGUGCCAGUCUGCCCAGAAGGAGUUCCUCUGAUCCUCGAUGGGUGCCAGUGCUGCCAGAUGUGUGCCCGGCAGCUGGGUGAAGUUUGCAGUGAGGUGUUCCCGUGUGACAGUCAGCAAGGGCUACAGUGUGACUACAGUGCCAGCUUCCCUGGUGACCCAGGAGAGUGUGUCAGUCAGAAGGAACUGGGCUGUGAGCAUAAUGGAGUCUCUUACCAGGAAGGCCAGGUAUUUCAGCCCUCUUGCGCUCUUCAGUGUCGUUGUUCGGGUGGAGGGGUGACCUGUGUGCCCCGGUGCAGUGAGGAUGUUCUCCUGCCCAGCCCAGACUGCCCUCAUCCUCAAAGGAUUCAGCAACCAGGAAAAUGCUGUAAAGAGUGGGUGUGUGAAAAUAUGGACAACACAGUGCUUCAGGACGCUCACAUAGCUUCCAGAAUUGACCAGACAUUGCCUGCAGACCCUGGAUACCAAACCAGACGCGGCUCAAACUGCAUAGACCAGAGCUCAGAGUGGAGUGCUUGUUCGCAUACCUGCGGGUCUGGAAUAUCCACACGGGUGUCCAAUCAAAACCCAGCCUGUCGCCUGGAGAUGCAGAUGCGCUUGUGUAUGAUCCAGCCCUGUCAGCCUGUUCUCCACAGAACAACACAGUGGUCGAGGAAGAAAUGUCAACCCAGUUACAGGUCAGCAACCCCAGUUCGGCUUUUCCACCAGGGCUGCUAUAGUACACAGUUCUAUAGGCCCCGUUAUUGUGGCUCAUGUACAGACAGCCGUUGUUGCACUCCUUACCAUACUGGCACGGCACUGGUCACUUUCCGCUGCCCUGGGGGAAGACUGCUCAAUCAUGCUGUCAUGAUCAUCAACUCCUGCAUCUGCCAUUACAACUGCCCCUAUACAUCUGGAGGGGCAUAUAGAGGGACACCACUCCUGGGUUAGACACUCACUUUGGGUUAGGCUUACUUUGGAUCUAGUAGCUUCAUUUUAGAUGCUGUGGGUGUUAGUUAAAAAAUGUUACAGUGACCAAACUCAAGGUUUGAUUUUUCAGAUUAAUGACUGAAAAAGCCCUCUUUGACUUUUGACAGGACAAUGUUUUUUUUUUUUUUUCAGGACAAUGUCUUAAGACUGUAUAGGUUUCCACAGCUAGCAAUAAUAUGUUCUAAGAACAUUUUGCUAAUGGUCCCUAUAAGUUUCUGAAUAAAUAGUUUCAGAAAAAAAAGUUCCAUAACCGAUGUAUAAAUAUUGAUUUUAUGCCACCGUUUUGAGAACAUUGUUAAAGACUAGAUAACAGAUCAAUUAGAUAGGUAACCGGUAAUACAUGAUGAAGGAUUAAAAGGACUUACAACACAGACAUUAUCUGGCGUUUUGCCUGCACACACACACACACACACACACACACACACAAGAGAGCAGCGGCCACUUUAUUAAUGAUUGCACACCUUUGUAUGUUACUCACAUCAUGAUCACAGUCAAUAAGAGAACAUAUACAAUUACAUAGAUAGAUCACCACUUGUUCUUAAAUUGACAGAAUAUAACAAUGCAUCACAUACAUACAUCUCAUUUUAAUUAAUUCACAUUCCAAAUAAAAAACACAUACAUUUUCCAUUUUAUAGCUUUAGACACAGAUUUUGUUAAAAAGUCUGCCACCAUUUCAAAUGUAGGACAAUAAUAAAGCAUUAUAAUAAUUAAUAAUAAUUUUUUUGCCAUCAUUACCUUAUGUCAACAUCUUUGUCGACAGACCGGAUUCUUUGAAAGUGCAAUAGCACCCUGAUUAUCCCCAAAAAUAGUCACUGGUGCAUAUUCAAGUACAUUAUCCGUUCCAUUGAUUAGAUUGGUCAGACCAAACAUUAUAUUAACAUUACUGGAAGAAUGUUUGAUCUUAUACCUUUCAAACCUUACCAGAAUGUCGGACAAAGUCCUCUGUCAGCUGGCUCUUAGUGAAAUUAAAACGUCUACAAGUUUAAGAUCUGCCAGAAGUUAUUAUUAUUUUUUAAUCUAUUGGGUUCACACAAUGGCGUUUGUUUUUAGUUUGAGUAGGAGGAUACAUUAGUUAAAGUAGUAGCCAACACUUAAAUGAAUAAAUCCAUCAAUAUCUUUGUCAGUUUUGUUCUAUAUUAUUGGACAACAACUGUGGCUUUCAAUGAAUUCCAAAGCUAUUAGCUCGCAAAAGAUGAAAAUGAUAUAAAAGAUAAAACAUUUUCUCCCCUUCACCAAAAGAAUCUAAGCAAAGAAACUUAUAGUGUGUGGUAGAUUUUUCCCCUGACCUAAGUUUACCUGGGUCAUCACGCCCCUAAACGUCUCUGAACGACUUUCAAUGAAAUUUAUCCCAGCGCGUUUCCUAAUCAAUAGUUUUUCUACAAUAUGACUGGUUCUUCAUGUAUGUAAUUCAGCAAACCCUUCUGUUACAUAAAAGUCUGGUACCUUGAUUACUCCAAAUCAUGAGUUCAUAAAGACAUCUGUCUAGUUUCAUAUCCCCUUUUGUUAUAUUCGGACAUGAAUGAUUCAGACACACGUUGACUGACUGACACGUUGAGUGUUUGGGGACAUUUCAGGUUUCAAAUCCAGGUUAAUCCUGCCAGAAAAAUAAAUGCUACUUAUUAGUCAUUUUUUUAAAAAGAAAUACAUCACAAGUGUUAGACAGAUUUGAAAUGUACUGGAAAAACCCAUUACAAAUGAUUGCAGAAGUUCUUUGGGUAUUGGGUGAUGCUAUGCGAAAUUUACACUUAAGUGUGGGAUGUUCAUCUGUAGGCGAUUUACUGUCGGCUUUUAUUUGAAGACGGACACUAUAACUGCAGUGUUUACAAA